UCUCUCUCUUUUUCUUUUUAUUUUCAUACCAAUGAUAAAAGUUCUUUUAUUCGUUCUAUUACUGCAUUGUAUCACAGCAUCAAAAACGAUCAUUGAUUUUUUGUCAGAAGAUAAGAAAUUUGAAACACUCCUAACACACUUGGAAAAAAACCAACUUGUUGACUACGUCAAGAAAUUAGAGUCUGGUACUUUUUUUGCACCUGAUAAUGAUGCAUUCAAGCAGACAAGCAUUGAUAUUGACCGCUCUACUUUGCUCUAUCAUAUUAUCAAGAAAGGCAUAAAAGCAAAUGUCUUUUAUCAAGGUCAAUUAAGAGAGACAAUGUUAGUCCGCCCAGGUUAUUUAGUGCCCGAUAACAAUAGUGGUGCAGGUCAACGCAUUAAAUUUACCAUAGAUGGUAAGCAAGUGUUUGUCAACCAAGCCAAGAUUAUCUCCAGUGAUAUUCAAGUCAAUAAUGAGACAUAUAUACAAGUCGUCGAUAGAGUUUUGGAGCCACCCAGUUUGUUAGGCAAUGCGAUCACAAAAGAAAGUAAUCAGAUAGUUCAUAAGCUUUUGAAAUCAACAGAUAUACUCCACUUGUUAGACCAAAAGAAACCAUUUACUGUAUUCCUUACAACAAAAACAGACCCUCUGGACAAGUUCAAUAGUAUUGAAUCAUCUUAUCUUACUUCAGAACAUGGAAAAGUUGAUUUAUCACUCUAUUUUCAAUAUACCAUCAUUGAUAAAGCUAUUUUUUUGGAUGAGUUUAAUUCUGGAAAAACGACUUAUAAAUCACUCUCGGGAGAUUCGUUGGUCAUUACCUCAGAUAAAAAAUCCAUGGCAGUAAAUGAUAUACCCAUCAAGCAAGCAGAUAUCAUAGCAGCCAAUGGUGUUAUUCACUUGAUUGAAGACAGCUUUCGCCCUCCCAGCAUUCAAUUUGACACCAAAAAGUAUUUAUAUGGCUCCAACGCAACACAUAUGGUGAAUUUGAUGGAUACCUAUCAUCUUACAGAUCAUUACUUAAAUACAACAAAGCAUAAGUUUACGUUCUUGGUGCCCCCGUUAAACACAGUCAAUCAGUCUACAUUUUCUGAGCCUUGGCUGCGAUACCAUAUUAUUCGAGAUGCUUGGCCCCAAGAGAGUCUAGAAGAUGCUUUGUUAUUGCAAUCUGAAUUCAAGUCACCCGAAUUGGAUGGGAUGCGUCAAAAAUUACCUGUUUCUGUCGAUAGUCAUUCAACCUCGAUUUAUUUUGAUCACGCAAGAGCGAUAGGAGAAAGCAUUAAUAUCCAAGGUAACCUGAUUUACCAGAUUUCAGACCCUCUUGAGCUUCCUGGAGAUAUUUUUGAAAAACUUGUAUUGGACCUUGAUUUGUCUACUUUUAUUGCCACACUCUAUGUAUCUGAAGUCAUUGAGGAAAUUAAGAGUACGCAUGGUUUGACACUAUUUGUGCCUACAAAUGAAGCUUUCCAAAACCUAGGUCUUGUUGCAAAAUACCUUGUACAUUCCACUGCUAAACCUCAACUCAAAGCUGUGCUUCGGUACCACGCUGUCAAAUCCCUGUUGUAUUAUGAAGAUAUGAAAAAACGAGUACAUGAAAUCAAUACACUUGCCAAUGCCACGCUUCGAAUCAGUCAACAAGAUGAUAAAACUGUAAUUGUAGGUCGACCUGAUGCCCGUGAACGUCCAGCUGUGCUUUCACAUCCCAACUUACUUGUGUCCAAUGGUGUUGUCCAUAAAAUAUCUGAGGUCCAGAUUCCUCCACACAUUAAUAUCACAAAUCAAAACUUACUGGUUGGCAUUGAGUCUAAAGUGAUGAUGCAACUGUUGGAAAAAGCGAAUUUACUAGACACUAUUGAUCAAGACAACAUGGUAGUAUUGGCACCUUCUGAUAAAGCAUUUUCGCAUUUGAAUGUGGAGGAAUUGUUGAAAGAUCAAUAUCAGUUGGAACGCAUUGUUAAAUUGCAUAUUAUUCCUACAGCUUGGCAAAAUCGGUGGAUAGUUCAACAAAACAAUAAGCAAGACCGAAGAAGUGAGUAUGCUACAUUAUUGUCGGAAGAUGACAAAGUUGCUAUCCGCGAAAACGAAAAGGGCGAACUAUUUGCUGAAGUUAAGAAUGGUGGUGACAAUGAUCGUGCCCGUGUCGUUGGAUUAGGUCGAGUGUCUUCUGGAGGUGGAGUGAUUGAAAUAGACAGAGUACUGUUGCCUAUUCGACGAGGCUUAUUUGGACUUCCAUUUGUUUGGUCUGUUGUUGUUACACUUACUAUUGUCAUUAUUGUUGGUGGUGUGCUAAGUGUGGUAGGCUUCUUUGGAUACAAGGUUUAUAGCCGUAGAAAACUGGGCUAUAGACCAAUCUUUUAAAUAAGUAUAUACCCCUUUCCACAAGUACACAGUCCAAUUGAUUUAUUAGUAUAAUAAUAAGAAACAU
This is a messenger RNA of Gilbertella persicaria, 2402 nucleotides long. RefSeq names its product FAS1 domain-containing protein. The transcript has 4 exons. The record is from RefSeq and is a predicted model, not a curated record. Lineage: Eukaryota; Fungi; Mucoromycota; Mucoromycetes; Mucorales; Choanephoraceae. Bases 32 to 2335 code for a protein of 767 amino acids.